CUCAUAACGCAACAUGACUCUUUGACCUUUUCAUCAUUGGGCCCACACUGGGGAUGGCACGCCAGAAGUUGGUUGAGAAAUGGGAGGGGGCGGAAGAAAUCCAAUUGAACACAGUGCUGGAUCUACGACUUUCAGACACUACGGUCUAUAGGUUCGGGCGAUUGGUCAUUACUUCGGUCCGUUUACACGAUGUCGGGCUUGUCGGAGCUAAAGAGCCAAUCCCUGCGCCGUCUGAGCCCGCGAGCGAUACUGAAGCCUUACAGCUUGCAUCAGAGCUCACUAACCUGGGGCUUCCUACCUCGUUUGGAAAGAAGGGAGGAAACGCCUACCGCGACGGAAGGCGACCAGCGGCCUCAACCUUCAACUCGACACGCUUCGCCCAGAAGGGGAAUCGUCAAUCCCGGAACCAAAAGGUCGUUGGUGGUGGCGCGGUCAACGGGAGUGCUGGUGUUGCCGACGGUGUCCCCAGUGGUGGUGAUACGCCGUGGGUGCAGUGCUACGACGAGCAAUAUGGGUGUCACUACUACUACAACACCCUCACACAGGAGUCGGUUUGGGAGGCUCCUGCCGAGGGGUACGUGCCUUGGGACGCGUCUACAGAUGCGGUCAUGGAGGUGGAGACAGGCACGAGCUGCAGCGCCCAGGAUGCGGGUGCGUGCGAAGCAGUAGCAGUAGGAGAGUCACAUGGAGCGGAGUGGACGGGAAGCGCGGCAGAGUCAUCCGGAGCUGCCACCGAGCCCCAAAGCACCAGCGCUGCUGCCACCGCUCGGGCAGCAGCGCCGCUAUCCGCUCGCCAGCCUCCCCGCAUGCUGACAGAGGAGGAUUUGCUGCGCUCCAUGGGGCUCUGGCAAGAUGCCACCGGAGGUGCCGAGAAGGACCAGGCAAGCCGCUCAAGCGCGUCCUGCGCCGCCGCCGCAGUCAUGGUCGACGUAAGUAGCGGAAAUCCUACGAUCCAGGUUGUGGAGGAAGGAGUGGAGAAGUCGGGCAGGCAAGGUGCUGAGGCAGGCGUCAGUGAGCCAGAUGGCGCCAAGGGGGCUUUCCUGCGGGACCUCCUGCGCAAUCCAGCUUCACAGCAGCCGGUAUCGCCGCAGCUGCAGCCGCAGCAGCGUUCCCUUCCCGCAACCGCCUUGUCUGAGGACCAGCUGUUGGCCAUGCUGGGAGCUGCCGUUCCCUCUCUGGAGCAGUCCAUGCCGCCUCCUCCUCCUGCCCCCUUGCUGCCGGCACCAAGUCCCCCACCGCCGCUGCCGGUGCCGGCGCCAGCUCCCAGCAAGCCGGCCCCAGCCCGCAUGCUCACAGAGGACGACAUCCUGCGCAGCAUGGGUCUUCUCCCUGGUCCCUCGGAGCCGCAGCAGCAGCCGCAAGCAGCAAAGGAUGGAUCGCUGCAUCCGCAUUCCCAUGCAGCCGCCUCCGCGCCCUGCAACUCCUCUAGUUCCAGCAGCACGCCUCCAGCAUCGCGACCUGCGGCGGCUGCGCCGGCUCCUCCACCCGGUUUUGCCGGCCCCAAGGCGCAGGCGGCGCAAGCGCAGCCUCAGACGGCUGUCGGCAGUGCCCAGCCGGGCAGCAGCGCCCAGCAGCUGCAGGGCGUGCCGCCAAGCAGCCCACUGGAACCCCAGCCAAACGCCAGUCAUCCGCACCAGCACCCUCAAGGGCACCACGCUGCUGAGUUGCCGCUGCACCCCUACCCGCGCCCACCACCGCCGCCAGAGCAGCUGCUGUCUGCAGCCCCUCCCAUGCCACUGACACCGCCAGGGCCGCACCCGCACCACGUCGCCGGGCCGUACCACCAGCCGCCGGGCACGCCCAUGAGCGAUCCCGCAACGCCGCGCCCUGGUCCGCCGCCCGGCUUCCCUGGCUACCCGCACCCUCCCCACAGCCUGCCGCAUGGGCCGCAGCACGGUUACCCCCCCUUCCCAGGCUCCGGUCAUCCCGCAGGUAGCCCCACUCACCCCGCCGCAGCCUCCCGGCCGCCGCCUGGGUUUGAGCCCUCCCUCCUGCCGCCCCAUCCGCCUCACAUGUGGCCUCAUGGCGCGCCGCCAGCUCCAGGAGGCGCCUACGGCCUGCCGCCAUCCCCUAUGGGGCGCCCACCCAUGCCCAUGCCACCGCCGCCUCCUGGCUUUGGAAUGGGGCCACCCGUAGGACUGCCUAUGCCGUACGGCAUGUCGCCUCCCUAUCCCCAUGACCCUCAUCAUCAUCACCCGUACCCGCCUUAUGGGCCGCCGCCUCCACCCUAUGUUUACGGGCCAUGCCCGAUGCCCCCCGGCGGCGCACCACCGCCGCCGAUGCUGCCCUUUGCUGGUGCGCCCAUGCACCCACCGCAGCCGUACCCAUAUCAGGGCCCAUUUGACGGCCCAGCGCAGCCGCCGUAUCCCCAGUAUUCCCAUGAGCAGCAUCCCCAUGGGUACCUGCCAGGCCAGCAGGGCAACUCCCAGCAGGUGGAACCGCUUCCGGCAUCCGGGCCCGUCGCUGCUGAUCCUGAACGGGCAGAGCUUCCAGUACGGCAGGCUAAUGGGGGGCCGGCAGCGACCGAGGCGUCGGCGUCCAGCAGUAACGGCAGCGCUGCGUGCAAAGCAGGUGCCGCGGAUGCCGGCCGCAAAUCCGUGACCUGGACUUUGGAGGAGCUCGAACGGCAGUUUGAGAGCAUGGCGGUUGCGGCAUCUGCUUGCGAGGCGGCAGCGGAGUUGGGUGUUGACAGCGCCCAGGCAGUGGCGUCUGUGGAGGACGCAAUCCGACAUGACCCGGACGUGGACGAGGGGGCUCUCCCAGGCGCCGAGUUGCGGGGCAGGGGAGGGAAGGCGCAGGGGAGUAGCCGGCAGCGGCAGCGGAGGAACAGCGCAUCACGCGCGGACCGUGGCAAGGCUGCGCAGGGAGCUGCUCAGCCUGCUGACGGUAAUGCGGAGGAUGACGAUGCAUCAUUCUACGAUACCUUUGCGGGGGGCAGCCGGGCUGCGAGGGGGCAGCAGCUGGCACAGGCGCCGAUGCCCGGCCUUAAGCCUGCAGUUGGAGAAGACGACGGUACCCGUCGCGUCACGCUGGACCCCAACACCGCGGCCUACGUGCGCACGCUGCUGCCCCGGAGCGCCGCCAAGUACUGGAUGCAGCGCUACAGCCUCUUCAGCCGCUUCGACAGCGUCGUACAGCUGGACACGGAGGGCUGGUGGUCCGUCACACCGGAGGUGCUCGCAGCGCACCAGGCGGUGCGGUCUCGCGGUCUGAGCACGCGGGGGCUGGUGGCGCUGGACGCGUGCUGCGGGUGUGGAGGCAACGUCAUCCAGAUGGCGCGCGUCUUCCCUGUGGUGAUGGGGGUGGAGAUCUCGGAGCGCAGGGUGGAGAUGGCGCGGCACAAUGCGGGGGUGUACGAGGUGUCCCACAAGUGCCAGUUCCUGUGCGCCGACUUCUUCCAAGUGGCACCCGAACUUAAGGUUGACGUGCUGUUCAUGUCGCCCCCCUGGGGCGGCCCCAAGUACCAGCACGUGAACACUUUUGACGUCUUCUUCCCGCUGGUGGGCUUCAACCAGUCGUUGUUCCGACUGCUGGACACCACCCUGGACUGCGUGCGCGGACAGGAUGGCGUGGUAGCCGCCUUCCUGCCGCGCAACACGGACCUCGCGCAG
Molecule: messenger RNA, 3611 nt
Organism: Astrephomene gubernaculifera
Lineage: Eukaryota; Viridiplantae; Chlorophyta; Chlorophyceae; Chlamydomonadales; Astrephomenaceae
Source: the annotation of a GenBank genome assembly